Molecule: messenger RNA, 195 nt
Organism: Prunus armeniaca (apricot)
Lineage: Eukaryota; Viridiplantae; Streptophyta; Magnoliopsida; Rosales; Rosaceae
Source: the annotation of a GenBank genome assembly
AUGAGCCGUCUUACAUGUGCAGGGUCGUCACAAAAGACAUGGUUUGUGAGCAUAGAUAACUACAAUGAUGUCCAACUCCGUUCACCGCCACCACCUCCGAAAGCCGGACCGACACCAGGCCAGUCACCAAGUCCAAAAGAUCUUCUAUCCAAGUCCAAGAGAGCUCCUCCAAGUCGAUACACAGCUUCAGCUUGA